Molecule: messenger RNA, 306 nt
Organism: Fraxinus pennsylvanica
Lineage: Eukaryota; Viridiplantae; Streptophyta; Magnoliopsida; Lamiales; Oleaceae
Source: the annotation of a GenBank genome assembly
AUGCUUUUCAGUCAACUGCUUGCUAAUCGUAUUUUACAAGCUGAAUUACAAGAACGGACAGAAAAAUGUAAUCAGCUGUGGUUUGGUUGUCAAACACAGUUUGGUGAGAUGGAAAGGCUUCAUCUACAUAUACAAAAACUCCAGACUGAAUUGGCUGAUGUAAGAGAAAAGAGUGCAAGUAAAUCUGAUGUAUCAAGUGUCUCACAAACAGGUUUGAAGGAUGCUUCUCAUGUUGGACGGAGCAAUGAUAGCCAAGUGAACGGAAAUUUUACGCCACUGGAGAAAUCUGGCAUCAUAUUUGAUUAA